Eublepharis macularius is the source of this 1890-nucleotide messenger RNA. RefSeq names its product deoxycytidine kinase (gene DCK). The record is from RefSeq and is a predicted model, not a curated record. Gene Ontology annotation, biological process: nucleobase-containing compound metabolic process. NCBI's taxonomy places the organism in Eukaryota, Metazoa, Chordata, Lepidosauria, Squamata, Eublepharidae. Gene Ontology annotation, molecular function: deoxycytidine kinase activity; ATP binding. The transcript is spliced from 7 exons. Gene Ontology annotation, cellular component: cytoplasm; mitochondrion. The coding region runs from base 412 to 1179 and encodes 255 amino acids.
GCGAUGCGGUGGCCUUCGCACAGUACGAGAAAGAGGAUUGAAGGCGUCGCCGGUUUCCAAAUGCUUUCUUGACCCUCUCGGGCACCGGUAGGGAGAGCACUGGCGGCCGAGAGAAGGAGCGAGGGAGAAGGACGACAAAAUAUGCAAAUAAGACAUUGAAGACAAAGAGGGAGCGCGGGGGCGGGGGGAGAGGAAAGGCGGCUGUUACGUCACGGCGCUCCGCAGCCAAUCCUGAGCGACCGCGCGCCCAAUUCGAACGCCGGCGGCAAAGGAGCCACCGGCGCGCGAGGAAGAAAGAAAACCAAGGGGGAGGAGUUAAUCUCUGAGGAGCGCGAAGGCAGAAGAGCGCCUCUGUUUUGUCCGGCCCGCCCUGCCGUCCGCCUGCUCUUCGGUACCUGCACCGUGGUCUCCAUGGCGACCCCACCUAAGAGGAGCCGGGCCGAGAGCAUCAAGAAGAUCGCCAUAGAAGGCAAUAUAGCUGCAGGGAAAUCUACUUUUGUGAAUAUUCUCAAACAAGCCAGAGAAGAGUGGGAAGUUGUUCCAGAGCCUGUAGCAAGAUGGUGCAAUGUUCAGACUUGCCAAGAUGACUGUGAGGAAUUGACAGCCUCACAAAAGAGUGGUGGCAACUUGCUCCAGAUGAUGUACGAAAAGCCAGAGAGAUGGUCCUUUACUUUCCAGACUUAUGCCUGUCUGAGCAGAAUCCGGGCACAACUGAAAUCUCUUGAUGGGAAGCUCAAAGAGGCAGAGAACCCUGUUGUUUUCUUUGAAAGAUCUGUUUAUAGCGACAGGUACAUUUUUGCAUCUAAUUUAUACGAGUCUGACUGUAUGAAUGAAACAGAAUGGACUAUAUACCAAGACUGGCAUAACUGGAUGAAUGAGCAAUUUGGAUCUCGUCUUCAGCUGGAUGGUAUUAUUUAUCUCCGAGCUACCCCUGAGAAAUGCUUGAAUAGGAUUUAUGUGCGUGGAAGGGACGAAGAACAAGGCAUUCCUAUAGAAUAUCUGGAAAAGCUUCACUACAAACAUGAAAGCUGGCUUCAGCACAGGACGCUGCGAACAGAUUUUGACUAUCUACAAGAGCUACCAGUCCUAUCGCUGGAUGUCAAUGAAGACUUCAAAGGCAAUAAAGACAAGCAUGAAAAUAUGACUGAAAAGGUCAAAGAAUUUUUGAGCACUUUAUAGCCCUUCCGGAAAGUGAGCCGAAUCUGAGCUUUUCCCUUCUUCCGCGGCAUCUCGUUUUGUGUUGUUGACUCCGCUUCUGCUCCAGAUGUCCGAAGACAAAGUUCAGCUUCAUAGCAGCAAUCAAAUAUGACAAUGAACAAGUUUUAUAAUAUUUAUCUUGCAUUCAGAUUCCUUGUUUAGAACAGUUAGGGGUAUAUAGCAUUACAAAGCCGAGUUCAUGGGUCCCUAGGUCGCAGUGCUGAAGUAAUGCACUAAAGGCCAUUGGUUUUCCUUGAACAGAUCUUGCGAAACUUGGGGCGGAAUCUCAGGCCCCUUCCAUGCAGCUGAACGUGGGAGCUGCUGUUUGCCCUGCCCACGUGGUGGAACAUGCACACGCCCCUGUCGGAGGCACUUCACACACCACUGUGUGCGUUUCUGCUUACACACGUACAAGUGAAGUGGGCUGUAAAGAGCUAAGCUACAAGAGAUGGAUUACAUGAGGAGAUGUGAAGGGAGUCGCGAUUAGGGGUGUGCAAGGAAAAAACUUUCGGCUUUCUUGUUUCGGGAUUACCCGAAACAAGAUUCUCUACCGUCAUUAGCCGAAAGCCGAAACAAGAAUCUCUUUCGGGAUUCGGGAUUCGGCAUUAUUUCGGCAUUCUUUCGGGAUUCUUUCGGGUUUUUUUGCUGGGAAAAUGCCUCCGUCUUUCAGGACGCCUGGAGGAGGCAUUUUCC